Messenger RNA from Capsella rubella, 1058 nucleotides. Its product is annotated as carboxylesterase SOBER1. The transcript has 6 exons. Gene Ontology annotation, cellular component: cytoplasm. Gene Ontology annotation, molecular function: palmitoyl-(protein) hydrolase activity; carboxylic ester hydrolase activity. Gene Ontology annotation, biological process: protein depalmitoylation. The coding region runs from base 150 to 842 and encodes 230 amino acids. The record is from RefSeq and is a predicted model, not a curated record. Lineage: Eukaryota; Viridiplantae; Streptophyta; Magnoliopsida; Brassicales; Brassicaceae.
UCACACUAUAGAAAUGGCAAAGAUACAGGCGAUUUUAACAUGCCAAGGAAGAGGAAUACACAGACGAAGAUCUCGUUCUUCUCUCUCAGGAUCACGCUAUAUAUUGACCAUUGCUUUCUUCCGAUUCGAACCUUUGGUUAUCAAACACCAUGGCUCGAAUCUUCAUCUUGUGGCUUCACGGUUUGGGAGAUUCUGGACCUGCCAAUGAACCUAUCCAAACACAAUUCAAAUCCCCGGAACUGAAGAACACUAUGUGGCUCUUCCCUUCUGCUCCAUUCAAUCCGGUUACUUGCAACAAUGGUGCGGUGAUGCGUUCUUGGUUUGACGUCCCUGAACUUCCUUUUAAAGUGGGAUCUCUAAUUGAUGAAAGUAGCGUGGUUGAAGCAGUUAAGAGCGUGCAUGCUAUUAUAGACCAGGAGAUUGCAGAAGGAACCAAUCCAGAAAACGUUUUUAUCUGUGGAUUAAGCCAAGGAGGAGCAUUAACUUUGGCUAGUGUUCUUCUUUACCCAAAAACUCUUGGAGGAGGAGCAGUCCUAAGCGGAUGGGUUCCAUUCAGUUCUUCAAUCAUCAGUCAGUUUCCCCAAGAGGCUAAGAAGACACCAAUCUUGUGGUCUCAUGGCACUGAGGACACAAUGGUACUCUAUGAAGCUGGUCGAGCUGCUAUUCCUUUUCUCAAAGAAGCGGGUGUUACCUGUGAAUUCAAGUCAUACCCUGGUCUCGGGCACUCGAUCAGCAAUAAGGAGCUGAAGUAUAUAGAGUCAUGGAUUAAGAGACGGUUGAAGAGUUCGUCGCCUACUUGUCUUCAACUUAAUUGUCUUAAGGAAAUGUUCCAGUCAAGCUAAUAAUUAUAACUACAUGUCGUCUAUGAAGACAAGAAGAAGAUUGACAAUUCUAAGCUCAUCCUCUGGUUUGGUCUCUGGAGUUUGUGAUUGUAUUGAUUUGAAAACUAUGUAUAUGCAAACAUUGGACUACAUUUGCAAUCUUGAGAGUAUGAUGAAAAACAUAAAACAUAGCCAAAGUCUUCUAAAGAAUUUGACACUGGGGACAUUUUAGUCAUU